AUGGAAGUUAUUCACGCACCCUUUGAGAUUGCCUCUAUUGCGACAUUUCAUCCUGAUAUUCCUCUCCCACUUGUUACCAAGCUAUCACUGGACCUCGAAGUGCCUCAAGACAGCGAAAUCACCUCUGCCACAGUCAAACAAGCUGAAGACAUCAUUCGCGUUCUUGAAGGAACGAAAGAUUAUGAGGAAACUAUAACGGAGGACGUCAUUCAAACUGCCAAGGACCAGGUCUAUACAUUGCGUGAUAUCACUUCUCAAUUCAAGUUUCGGGAUCUCACGGGCGUCGAUGCUCGCCUGGAUUCACUCGAGGAAAAGGUUGCGGUGGCGCGGACUGAGUCUCAAGACCAAAUGAAGACCCUCAUGGACCAAAUGAAAUCUCUCGGUGACAAAAUCGAAAUUCUCGUGCAAUCCAAUGUCCGACUCGAAGCAAGCCUGGAGGCACUCCCCCGAAUCGAGGCUCGCCAAGAGAAUAUGACCAUUGUAAAGAAGAAUGCUCAUAUGAUGCGAGCGAACACUGGCCUUUACAGAUAUGCAUCUCCGCUCAAAGUGAUUGCUGGUGACGGUCUCGCACUUGCUCAGCAACUUCUCCCUCAAGGUCGUAACACUGUUCCUGAAGUGGCAGUGGGAAAUGUUGGCACUGUUCUAUGGGACGUGAUAGAUAUCAGUGAUCUUGACCACAACAAAAUUCUCCGCCUGAUACGUUAUUACAACCAGGAUUUCGAGAUCCAGGCUGCUGAUGUGCUUCCUGCUCGGAUCCAGAAAAUCCUAAACUAUCUUAUAGGCCAAGGAAAUGGCUAUUAG
Molecule: messenger RNA, 801 nt
Organism: Sparassis crispa
Lineage: Eukaryota; Fungi; Basidiomycota; Agaricomycetes; Polyporales; Sparassidaceae
Exons: 4
Coding region: 1-801 (266 amino acids)
Source: RefSeq, a predicted model, not a curated record